Molecule: messenger RNA, 933 nt
Organism: Phaethon lepturus (White-tailed tropicbird)
Lineage: Eukaryota; Metazoa; Chordata; Aves; Phaethontiformes; Phaethontidae
Gene: CFAP96
Product: chromosome unknown open reading frame, human C4orf47
Exons: 7
Coding region: 1-933 (310 amino acids)
Cellular component (GO): centrosome
Source: RefSeq, a predicted model, not a curated record
AUGCCUGUGGAAGGGAAAAGUGAUAUGGAGAGGAUUGGCCUCUUCAGUGAAAUGGGUUAUGUUACCAUUGGAGAUAAAUAUGUAUCACAUUAUAUGCGCCCUUUUAACGAAGCUGCGAGCAAGAACAGACAGAUGUUACCCGGGGGGACCAAAACAUUGUCAGCUCUGCAGGCAGGUUAUUUUGAGCCUCAGUUUGUGAGGAUUUUCGAUGGUGAAGCCUACUCAAACCCUGUUCAGCUAAGGAGACGCUAUAGAUUGGCAGAAUCAAAGAAAAAUUUGGGCAAAGCUUUCCUUCCCAGUAAUGGAGACAAAUUGCCAUGUGGACUUGGCAGCUAUUAUGGAACCAUAGGAGGUUCAUACACAUACUUCAGUCCACAACUGAAAGUCAAAGAAAGAUACAUUCCUCCUGGAAAGAAUUUUUAUACUAAUCCAGGAAAGAAAGGAACUGGAUAUGGUUAUGCAAACGUUACCAUAGGUGAUCCAUAUCCACAUGAACCUGAUGGAUAUGAAGUAGAAAGAAUAAAUGCAAAGAAAGCGCAAGAGGAACAUACACGGUUGCUUAAAGGAGGGCCUUUCAAGUUAAAUCUAUAUCCCCAGGAGUAUUUUGACAUGAAUCCCUAUUUUAGUGACAAACCUUUGCCACCUGUGAAGAAACCACCUUCAAAGAAGCCAAUUGCACCACCUUUCAAACCAAGUUCCCCUGCUAAAAAGUCAGGAGGCAUGAAAGGAGGCACUUUUGAUCCUUAUCCAAGCCAUUCCACUGACCCUUAUGUAAUUAAAAAAUCUAAAGCUGUCACAACUAAUAAAGAACGACAGGUUUUUCAUCUUCCUUCUGGACCAAAAAGCAGACCUGUUACAAGCAUAAUCACUUUAAAUGUCAGAAGAUCAUUAAAUAUAAAGAACUACAAGACUGCACAGCUGACAUCUUAUUAG